GCAAGCAAUGAAGACUUAAGCGUCGAUGAGCGACAACAGCAUUGACCACGCGUUGCAGGUUGGCCAGAGGUCCCACGUCAGAGUGGAGAGCAAGACAGGAUCAGGCGCAGGGAUAAGCCGCCAACAAAAUGUUCGGGGAUAAUUUUGUUGGGUGCUGAUGACUGUGAGUUGCCUUUAUGGAGCCAACGAUCCCAACGUCAACGUUCUCAGGCCUCACGUCUUGCGACAUAUUCGCCUCCCGACACUGAAGGCUUGUCAGACUUCUGCAAUCAUCUCCAAUAACGCCUUUUGUACCUGCAUCCUUCUAGUAGCACUACGAUAGAAUGGCGCAUACCUCAGGCAUCACGCCUUUAUAUCAGGUGUUCAAACCACCUUUCACCAUAGAAUCGCCCGGAUACGAGAAGAAAGCGGAGGAAACUGUUCCCCGACGACACCCAAGGGCUCGCGAUGGCCUGAUUGAACGCCCAUCAGAAGAUGUUUGCACUGUUUUCGACAUAAUUCGCCGCAGCGCACGACUGUUUCCCGAUAGCAAUGCUGUUGGUUCUAGAAAGCUGAUUCAGCUCCACAAAGGAACAUAUCAGUUUGACAAGAAAGUAGACGGCAAGAUGGAGAAGGUGGAAAAGGAAUGGACAUACUUUGAGCUAUCAGGCUAUUCUUUCUUGACGUACAAGCAGUAUGAAAAGCACUGUCUUGAAGUCGGCUCAGGCCUACGAACGUUGGGACUGGGACGAGGUGACAAAGUAUUUCUGUUCGGGUCUACGAGGUAUGGAAAUCAUCUACAAGGCGUCUUGGUUCUAGUCUGACCAAGUCUACUUAGUGCGCAAUGGAUCGCUAUGUCGCAUGCUUGUGCUACCCAAUCCAUGUCAAUCAUCACAGCUUACGACUCUCUCGGAUCGGGUGGCCUUGAACACAGUCUCGUCCAAACCCAAGCUGAGGUCAUGUAUAUCGACCCACAUCUGCUCAAAACUGCUUCAGAGCCUCUCAAAAAGUCAAAGGUUCACACUUUGAUCGUGAAUGAAGCAUCCAUCUUCGGCGGGUCGGAACUCCUGGAAGAGUUCAAGACCUCACAUCCAAAGAUCAAAGUGAUGAGCUUCGAUGACCUUUGCGAGGCUGGCCAGAGCGAAAUGGUAGAUCCUGUUUAUCCUGAACCCGAUGACCUGUAUUGUGUUAUGUACACUUCAGGAUCUGGGGGCGUUCCUAAGGGCGUGCGCAUUGCGCACUGCAAUCUCAUUGCAGGCAUUGCCGGUCUUUACACCUGCGUAUCCGACUGUGUCACUCAUAACGACAUCUUGCUCGCAUAUCUUCCACUUGCCCAUGUCUUGGAAAUGGCUCUCGAAAAUCUCGGGUACUAUUUUGGUGGCGCCAUUGGCUACGGUAAUCCACGGACCCUGUCCGAUACGUCUAUGAGAAAUUGCGUUGGAGAUAUGCGUGAACUGGCCCCUACAAUCAUGCCCGGUGUUCCACAAGUGUACGAGAGUAUCAGAAAAGGUGUCAUGAGUCGACUCAACGCAAGCGUGCUUCUGCGGACCUUGUUCUGGCGUGCCUUUGCAUACAAGAGCUUCAUGGUUAAGCACAACCUACCUGGUGCUUGUUUGCUUGAUAGCAUCGUUUUUGGCAAGGUUCGAGAGAUGACUGGUGGUAGAAUCCGGUUCCUUUUCAACGGUGGAAGCGCCAUCUCUCUGUCGACCAAACACUUCCUGUCCCUCGUUCUUGCUCCCAUGUUCACGGGUUAUGGUCUUACUGAGAGCUGUGCAAACGGAUCAUUAGGAUCACCCCUUGAGUUCACCCUGCACUCGAUAGGUACAAUUCCGGGAUCCAUCGAGGUCAAGUUGGUAUCUGUCCCCGAAUUCGGCUACUCUGCCGAUACGCAGAUACCGCAAGGUGAGAUCUUGAUCAAGGGCGGGGCCGUUAUGCUAGGAUACUAUGAGAAUGAGGAAGAAACCAAGACAAGCUUUACUGAAGAUGGUUGGUUCAAAACCGGAGAUGUCGGCGAGUUCGAUACCGACGGCCAUCUUCGCGUGAUCGACCGCAUCAAGAACCUGGUCAAGUUACUCAGUGGCGAGUAUGUUGCCCUAGAGAAGCUGGAGGCGAUAUAUCGGGGUGUGCAGGGCAUCAUGAAUGUCAUGGUUUAUGCCGACUCUGAUCACUCCCGACCUAUUGCUGUCGUGAUGCCCAACGAGGCCUCUCUUAGCAACAUGGCUCGUGAGAUGGAUAUUGAUGAACAUAGCAUGCACAGUGAUCCUCGGAUUCAAGAGAUUUUUCUCAAAGAUCUGCAAGCAGCUGGGAAACGAGGGGGUCUAUCGAGUGCCGAAAUUGUUGCUGGCAUAGUGAUAACACCAGAGGAGUGGACUCCAGCAAGUGGCCUUGUCACUGCUACUCAAAAGCUUGAUCGGCGGGCUAUUAAUGCCAGAUAUAAGAGCGAGAUCCACGAGGCACUCAAGAACGCCUGAAUAUUUGUGUAUAUAAUGGAUGAAGCCACGCAUGUAGCUCAGGACAUAAGCUCGCGGCAGUACUUGGUAGUUGUAAUGUUUGAUGCAUGUGUUGGAUCUCAAUCAGUAUGUUUGGAGAACUGGAACCUCGGGUUCGAACUAGUAAACUAUUUAACCGGUUAUGUGGCCGUUGCUAUGGAAUGGCUAGCCCACUGCAAUACUUGAACAGAUAUCAAGAAUGAUGGGGCAAGUCCUAGAAGCAGUCCCGGAGACCCUCGCGGUUAGUCAUAUUUGAAGUCAAUGAAGUUCAUGUCUGGGUUCAUAACGAAGCAAAAUCCCGCCCUGGAGAGUGAAGUCCGAUUCUGGCGCCCGUCGGUUCACUUGUGUGUCAGCCCAUACUUCCUGGGCAUGCGCACACGAUCUGAAAUGGCACAAGAACUCCUCCCGCGAGUACACCCGAUCCCUAUCAUUAAAGCCCCAAGGAGGGUCAAGACCUCUGAUCGUGCGUUCAUACUCUUCAACGCGAAACUGACAUCCUUUGCAAUUCAUCCCUGUUUCCGCCCGUUCAUGACUCAAAUCAUACCACGGAAACGCCGUAGCAGCCAUAUACCGGUAGCAAAAGUCAUGUCUUAUUUCGUCGUGAGAUUGAUCUUGCGGUUGGUGCGAUAGUACCGACGUUGGAAUCACUCGAGAAGGAUCAAGAGAUCUGAGCUUUUCGACGACAGGCUUGGCUUGUACGAGGUAUCUGGGUCUUUUGACGCUAGGCCACGGCUGCAGAGAGUAUUUGCCGUAGACCACUCGUAUUUUAGGUCCACAAAUCUUUUCAAUCUCUUUGCUUGAGCUGUGCACUGCAUUCGCGAACACCUUGGGUAUUGGGAUAGGGAGAACGUGCAGGUCGACAGAGAUUUGCAGGCAGGUAAAGCAGCAUCGCUGGCAAGUAAUAAGAUAUAGGAAUGUUGCAAACUUUCCACAGAGCUCACACUUGUUGCUUACGAGCGCCCGAUAGAAAUGGGAAAUGGUAAAAGCAUGGCCUAGCUCUGCCUUUAGCAGCGGUUUCAGUCCCUGAAGUCCAUGCUUGACCACAGUUUUGUACUCGCGCGAUGCUGUCGUUAUGCUGCGUGCACGGUUGUUGACGCGUCGAAAACGCAGAUAAGAGAGAAUGUCAAGUUCUUGAAGUAUCAUGAGAGUUAAUUCCUCUGGCAGUCGGCUCAAGAUACCGAGGUCUGACGAUGAGACGCUGCCCGGUGUAGACAGCAGAAAUGGUGCAUCGGUCUUUCGCUCA
Fusarium verticillioides 7600 is the source of this 3711-nucleotide messenger RNA. RefSeq lists its product as hypothetical. Gene Ontology annotation, molecular function: long-chain fatty acid-CoA ligase activity. Gene Ontology annotation, cellular component: lipid droplet; endoplasmic reticulum; plasma membrane. The record is from RefSeq and is a predicted model, not a curated record. The coding region runs from base 834 to 2450 and encodes 538 amino acids. NCBI's taxonomy places the organism in Eukaryota, Fungi, Ascomycota, Sordariomycetes, Hypocreales, Nectriaceae. The transcript is spliced from 3 exons. Gene Ontology annotation, biological process: long-chain fatty acid metabolic process; long-chain fatty-acyl-CoA metabolic process.